Messenger RNA from Grus americana (Whooping crane), 2755 nucleotides. It is a transcript of the gene PNPLA4, whose product is annotated as patatin like phospholipase domain containing 4. The record is from RefSeq and is a predicted model, not a curated record. Lineage: Eukaryota; Metazoa; Chordata; Aves; Gruiformes; Gruidae. Gene Ontology annotation, cellular component: membrane; cytoplasm; lipid droplet. Gene Ontology annotation, molecular function: retinyl-palmitate esterase activity; triacylglycerol lipase activity. The transcript has 8 exons. Gene Ontology annotation, biological process: lipid homeostasis; triglyceride catabolic process. The coding region runs from base 896 to 2038 and encodes 380 amino acids.
CUUGUUUAUAUCGGUUGUUUACUGAGCACAAGUGGAGGGAGGAAAAAUCAGCUUGCAUUGUAGGCCUCAUCUCACGAUACAUAAGAUGAAGCAGAAAACCUGAAACUCACUUAUUUGAUUGGGAUGAAAUUUGAAGUUGAUAGUGUACCUCUGAGACCUUGCCUACACGGAAUCACACUGGGUUUGUUUGCAGCAGUAGUCAGGGCAGUAACCUGCUUUUCAUCUGAACAAGUAAAUUUCCAUAUGUUAUUCUUUAAAGUCUUGCUAGAUGUAAACCAGACAUAUUUGAUUUGUGAGUCACUCCUACGAUAUCCUUGUAGCAUAGAAGAUUACAAGGCUUGCCUUGUACAGCCAGCAUGCUUGAGUUUUUCUUACUAGGAUCUUGACAUCACCACUUUAUUUUUGUGAACAAUUGGUUUGAAGUUGCUGGAACUCUCCUUGUGCGUUUUUCAGGUGAGGUAGAAGGAACAGUGUAUUCAUGUUGUUAAUUAUAAGGGACAGUUUGUUUGCUUGUUCUUUGCAUUACUAACAAUUUUAGUCCUUCCUGUUUCUGAAAUGAACAAUUAACUUCAUAGUGGCGAACAACACAGUGCCAGAUGGAGGCUGGUGAGAGCGAGAGAGUAGCUACUGAACAAAAGUUCUGCCUAGAACUGUUUCAUUGCCAAGUGAAUCAACUGUUAAUGCAUCUGCCUUUAAGCGAGAGGGUUGUGAAGAGGGCCUUGUUACAGUAUCAGAGCCGUGAUGUGCAACUAAGUUUGAACUACUUUCUCCCCCCCCCCUUUUUUUUUUUUUACCCUGAAUGUUUUUAAACAGAUUAUGUUUAGAAGAGACAAAGUUUUGACUGUUUACUUCUAUGGUGUCUAAGUGCCUCUAUUAAUACUUCCUUUGUAACUCCAUGGUGAAACAGCUUCUGAGAGCAUCAGUUUGGUUACCACAUCAUCUGGAUCCAGAGGUCACUUUUAAGAAAAUGUGGACUGCUAAAAGUCUUUGUAGUGCUCAAAUACUGUUGCUUCAGUUGAAAGAAAGCACAUUCUGUAGUUGCACGUUUCCAAAAACUCAGCAGUUCUGGAUUGGAAUUCUAAACAAUUGCACCAUAAGAACGCCAUGUAAUGGAGUUAAAUUCCAGGUUUCCAAGGUAAAUGAUAAACGAUCAGUAGUAGAUGCAAGAAUGGCUACUAGUGCAGAGGGAACAAAAGUAGCUGCUGGAAAAAGUCCCAGUGGAGUAUGUGAUGGAAGCCGACAUUCAUUAGAAGCAAAAAUGAAACAUAUCAAUCUGUCAUUUGCAGCUUGUGGGUUUCUGGGUAUUUACCACUUGGGGGCAGCAGCUGCUUUUUACAGACAUGGUAAGAAGUUACUGAAAGUUGUGAAAGCUUUUGCGGGAGCUUCUGCAGGAUCACUGGCUGCCACUGUCUUAUUAGCAGUACCAGAAAAUAUGGAGAAAUGCAAGCAGUUUGCCUAUGGAUUUGCAGAGGAAGUUAGAAAAUUGGACUUCGGUGCUGUAACACCUGGUUAUGAUUUUAUGAAAACACUUAGGGAAGGCAUAGAGUCUAUUCUUCCUUCUAAUGCUCACGAGAUAGCUGAGAACCGGCUCUAUGUGUCAGUCACUAACACCAAAAAUGGGGAAAAUCACUUGGUUUCAAGUUUUGCCUCCAGGGAGGACCUCAUUAAGGUCUUGCUAGCAAGUAGUUUUGUACCAGUAUAUGCAGGAAUUAAACCAGUGGAAUAUAAAGGAGAGAAGUGGGUUGAUGGUGGCCUUACCAAUGGCCUUCCUAUCUUGCCUGUUGGAAGAACUGUGACGAUUUCUCCUUUCAGCGGUCGACUAGAUAUCUGUCCACAAGAUAAAGGACGUGUAGAUCUUUAUGUUAAAUUUGCAAAACAAGAUAUAAUGCUUCUCGCUCUGUUGCAGCUGUCUCUGGCCAACCUAGUAAGACUUAAUCAAGCUUUGUUCCCACCAAACCAGGAGAAAAUGGAGUCGUUAUACCAAAAUGGAUUUGAUGAUGCUGUACGUUUUUUACUGAAAGAAAACUGGUUUGAAUAGGUGGUACAUAGAAAAUUAACAAAACCUGAUGGCUGUGAAAACACAGCUACAGGCAUCCUACAGAAUCUACAUGAUUGCUGUCCAAGUUCCAGUUUAUGGAAAUAAUAAUCCCAACGGAAUCGCAUCUGCUUCUGCUGAGAAAGAAUCAGUUGCACUCUGAAGACCUGUAUAAACAUGUCAGAAUGGAACUGCACUUGCCUGGUAAUUCUCUUGUUUUGAGGAGGUUCAAGCUUAGAUCCAUUUUGUUUUAGCUAGGAACCUGAGCGUGGGAUUUGUAAAAAGCUCGUGUUUUCAUAACCGCAGAAAUUUGGAAAAGUCUUUUUUAAUGUUAUUUGAGAGACAAAUUGAGGUUGCGCCAUGAAAAAUUACAAUCUGUAUUGUUCACUUAAUAUAAUAUUUGUGCAUGCUAAUUGAAUGCUUGCAAUAUUGCUGAUCUAAUAUAUUUUGCAGUGUUCUAAGGACUGUAACACUUAGUACUAGCCACAAGAAAUAAAACAUUUGCACUCUUUUAUGCUGAUAUAUGUUAUUUGUUAACAUUAAAAGUUCUUGCCUUUUUCAGUGAACGAGGUCUUUUAAAAUUUGAAAUACUAAUUUAAAUUUGUAACAGAAGUGUGAUACUUGAAAGUAAAAAUAUCUUGUAAAGGAGGGUGUAAGAAAUUGUUAUAUUUAUUAUGUUUUCUUCCUCUGCUGAAAUUGAAUAAAUAUAUUUUCUUGAAA